AUGACUUCCCUAUUACAGCUAUUUUUUAUAAUUUUGCUUUCUAAAGUAGUAUAUAUAUCAUGUAGUCAUGGUAUAAAAUGUUAUCGUGAUCGUGAAGUAUGUUAUCUUUGGAUGACAUCUAAUGAUAUUGUGUUUAAAACUAUUGUUCUUGGUUUUCUCAAACCUCUUGAAGCACUUGAUAUUGAAUUUGAGGUUUAUCAAUGGGAGAAAUUGAAUACUAAAAUACAAAGUGUAAACGCUAAAAUUCGUAAAUAUGUUAGCAAAAAAGAAACAAAAAUGAUUUGUCAAAUAUUAAACAUAAAAAAAGCUUGCUCUUAUUAUGAAACAAAAGUUUUAUUAAUUCCAAAUCCAAAUACUCAAAGUUCACCAGAAUAA
Molecule: messenger RNA, 375 nt
Organism: Strongyloides ratti
Lineage: Eukaryota; Metazoa; Nematoda; Chromadorea; Rhabditida; Strongyloididae
Exons: 3
Coding region: 1-375 (124 amino acids)
Source: RefSeq, a predicted model, not a curated record